CGCGCGGGCUCCACUGCCCAGUCCGUCCCCGGCCGUGCUCCGCGCGCUCACCAUGGCGGGCCCCGCGCCGGGGCGGCGGCUGCGGCCGCUGGCAGCGCUCACCCUGGUCCUGGCGCUGGCCCCGGGCCUGCCCGCGGUCCGGGCCGGGCAGGCGCCGCGCCCCGCCGAGCGGGGGCCCCCGGUGCGGCUCUUCACAGAGGAGGAGCUGGCGCGCUACAGCGGGGAGGAGGAAGAUCAGCCCAUCUACAUGGCAGUGAAGGGAGUGGUGUUUGAUGUCACUUCUGGAAAGGAGUUUUAUGGACGAGGAGCCCCCUACAAUGCCUUGACAGGGAAGGACUCCACCAGAGGGGUGGCCAAGAUGUCCCUGGAUCCUGCAGACCUCACCCAUGACACUACGGGCCUCACAGCCAAGGAGCUGGAAUCCCUGGAUGAUGUCUUCACUAGAGUGUACAAAGCCAAGUAUCCCAUCGUUGGCUACACGGCCCGAAGAAUCCUCAACGAGGACGGCAGCCCCAACCUGGACUUCAAGCCUGAAGACCAACCCCAUUUUGACCUAAAGGAUGAGUUCUGAUGUUCGCUGUGCAGGAGCACAUUCUUAAAGGGGGAGGCGGGGGUACACCCAGGGGUGACAUCUCCUGCAAGAUCGGCUGCCUGGGCCUCUGGUCACCCGAUCUGAAUAAAGCAGACGUUUAACCUGGAACACUGGAUGCCCUUUAUUGUCCCUGGACAAGUGUCCUGUCCACCUGGUGUCCUGCCCGCACACCAGCCAGGGUAGUUCAGAAUAGCCGAACAGGGAAGCUCCCCGAGUGUCAACAUUGGCUGUCCCGGUGGUGGAAUUAGGAGUGACCUUUAUUUCUUCUUUAUAUUUUUCUGUACUUGCCAACUUUUCUACUGUGACCGUGUUUACUUUAGAAUAAGCACAAAAAUAAACUUCCUGUUUUCACAAAA
Messenger RNA from Equus caballus (horse), 948 nucleotides. It is a transcript of the gene NENF, whose product is annotated as neudesin neurotrophic factor. Lineage: Eukaryota; Metazoa; Chordata; Mammalia; Perissodactyla; Equidae. Gene Ontology annotation, cellular component: membrane; endomembrane system; endoplasmic reticulum. The record is from RefSeq and is a predicted model, not a curated record.